CAUUUCAGCACUGGAUACAACAGAGGGAGCUUCAAAGAGACCCAGACUGUCUACCCAGAGAGGAGAGGGAACCUCACACCGGCGGGCUGUGAUGCGUAGCGGGGCUCUGCUGGCUGAACAACACAUCGAUGGGAUAAAACCUCCCGGUCACAUUUAACCGCGUAUUGUGUGUAGUGUAUGUAGGCUAUGUGUGUGUGUGCGUGUGUGUAUGUGCGUGCCGCGAGGACUGAAGAAAUGCUCUUGUAGCGCGAGCGCGAAUGACACUAUCGCCCGCGAGUUUGCUUCGCAGAAAUAUUCGGCGGUGCCCUAACUUGGAGCCGUUUGGACGUUGAGCAAGUUUUUUUCUUUUGGUUUGUUGUUGUUGUAUUUACUUCAAAUAACAUUCGAGUCGUUUACUUGGAGAACCCCCCCCCCCCCCCUAAAAAAGAAAAGAAAAAAAAGCCCAGGACGAGAUGGAGAGCGACAAGUACUUGCCGGAGCUUAUGGCAGAGAAGGACACGCUGGACCCGUCUUUUCAGCACUCUAUGCGGCUACUGGAUCAAGAGAUCGAAAAAAUUCAGAAAGAUGAGGGGAAGGAAGAGGAGAAGUUCAUUGACGUCGUCAUCAACAAGAACAUGAAACUGGGCCAGAAAGUUUUAAUACCCGUCAAGCAGUUUCCUAAAUUUAACUUUGUCGGCAAACUCCUCGGGCCACGCGGGAACUCGUUAAAGAGACUACAGGAGGACACUCUCACAAAGAUGUCAAUUCUCGGAAAAGGAUCCAUGAGAGACAAAGAAAAGGAAGAAGAGCUACGGCAAAGCGGCGAGGCCAAAUAUCACCACCUGAACGAAGACCUACACGUCCUCAUCGAGGUGUUCGCACCGCCGGCUGAGGCCUACGCCAGGAUGGGUCACGCUUUGGAGGAGAUCAAGAAGUUUCUCAUACCAGAUUACAAUGAUGAAAUCAGACAGGCCCAGCUGCAGGAGCUCACAUACCUGAACGGCGGCUCAGAGGAUGCCAAGGUGCCAUCGGUGAGGGGCAAGUCAGUCGCCCGUGGAAGAGGGACACCUGUUCCAGGGCCUCCCAGGAGUCGAGGAGGAGUUCCUCCGCUGCAUGCGGCGGUGCCCCGAGGAGCAGCACCCAGAGGAGCCCCGCCAAUCCGGGCUCCGUCUUCCAGAGGGAGGGGGGUUCAGAGAGCCAGAGGCGCUCCCCCAACUGCAGGGUACCGGCCGGCUCCUCCCAUAGUUCAGGACACAUAUGGCGAAUAUGAAUAUGACGACGACUACGGAACAGCUUACGAUGACCAAGGAUAUGAAUCAUAUGACAACAGCUACAGUAAUCAAGGACAAAACUCAGAUGACUACUAUGAAUAUGGACACAGUGGGGAAUCAUAUGACUCAUACGGUGUGGAAGAGUGGGCAAACAAUCGUGGCAAGGCACCGCCGGCGCGAACAACCAAGGGAGUGUACAGAGAUCAGCCAUACACCAGAUAUUGAACUGUUUAUACAACCUGCACCUGAGUCCUCAAGGCUGUUUCAACCCAAGUAAUGGAUUUUUUUAUGGACGCUCCCACCUUUUUAGAAUUGAAAACUAAACCGCAAAAUAACAAAAAAAAAAAAAUGUAAACGGCAAAAGGGAGACACUGAAUGAAGUAAAAACCGGCUUCCAAAUAUGGCAUCCCCCCACCCCUGAUUAUAAAAUCAUACUCCCACUGGUAAAAAUGUGCAAAGCAAUUUAGGUAAUCUAUCCUUUCCUCCAGGUGAAAUCGACUGGACGUUGCGAUUAAGAAAGACUCGAUAGUACAUGAAGUAUCUCUCUCAGCUAUGUGAUAGGGAAGAGUGACACCGUACCAAGCUACUUUACUUGGUAAUGAUUAGUGAAUCACUGCAAGCUGUCGAUACAAUGUUUCUACACAGCUGCCAGCGCAACUUAAUUUAUCACCCUCUAUUCUUCAAACCUUGAACUGCGUGGUUGAUCACUUUAAAAUGUAGUAGCUUAGUUCUAGGAAAGUGCAGUACUGUAGAUAUUUCGUCAGAGGGGUAAUUGGUGAAAUUGUGUCCCUUGUAAAUGAAACAUUUACAAACUGAAAAAGAGAAAAAACUCAUACUGUAUACAUAUUGUUUUUGCUGUUUUCUCCUUUUUGUAAAAAUAAUAGUUCUUUAGUGUUAAAGGGCUUAUAAAAGCAUGGUGUGCAACUGUGGAUAUUGUCUGCUGUUUUAUUCUGAGAAAGCCUAUGUAGUUGUGUUCAUGAUUAUGCCCCCUAAAACAUCCACUUUAAUACGUCUAUAAAUAGCCGCUCAUACGUUAUGUACAGCGAACAACCAGAGCUGCAAAACAAUCCAGGAGCUGUUUUCAUUAUUGUGAAAUAUUUAGAUGCUCUAAAUAAGUAAUUUUGAUGUCGUUUUUCUUUUUUAAUUAUUUAAUACCAGAUACUUUUCUGACUUUGUAGGCUUAACAAUCACUCUUAAGAUAUAAAAAAUCCCAUGCUGGUGAUUGGUAAUCAUUUCCAUCUAGAGAUGUGUUUCAACUAUAAUCAUUUGAGCUUAUGUAAGCCCUUUAAUAUUUUCUUCUUUGUUGAUGCUGAAUAAACAUUUUGAAAGAAA
This is a messenger RNA of Perca fluviatilis (European perch), 2582 nucleotides long. RefSeq names its product KH domain containing, RNA binding, signal transduction associated 3 (gene khdrbs3). Gene Ontology annotation, cellular component: nucleus. The record is from RefSeq and is a predicted model, not a curated record. Bases 453 to 1475 code for a protein of 340 amino acids. The transcript has 9 exons. Gene Ontology annotation, molecular function: mRNA binding. Gene Ontology annotation, biological process: regulation of alternative mRNA splicing, via spliceosome. Lineage: Eukaryota; Metazoa; Chordata; Actinopteri; Perciformes; Percidae.